GCGCCCUGGCGGCCCAGCAGGAGCUGCGAGGGCCCCGCACACCUCGGCGCCGCGGCCCCGGGCGUGCCCCUCGGCAGCGCGGCGGCCCUCGGCGCGGCGCUGGCGGGCCCCAGCGCCGCGCAGUCGCCGGACGAGGGCGCCGCCGAGACCGCGGCCGCGCCGGCGACGAGCGGCCGCCGCAGCGGCCGCGGCCUCGCCGAGGCCGAGGCCGCCGCGGCCGAGGCCACGGGCGCGGGCGGGCCGGCGCCGUGGGAGGCUCCCGCGCGGGCGCCGUUCGUGCCGGCGGGCCCGUUGGGGUUCGAGGCGCAGGGCCCUGGGGCGUUCGACCGCGCGCGGGAGGGCGGCGGCGCGGGCGGCGGCGGGCGCGCCGCGGGGCCGAGCCCGGCGUGCACCCAGGACACCGCCAUCGGCGCCGGGCUCGGCGCUCUCCUCAGGCGGACCGUCCAGGGCGCGCCGGCCACGGGCGAGGAGCACACCGCCGGCCAGGUCCUGUCCGGCUCGGGCGGCGGCCACGUGGCGACCUUCCAGAGGGGAGCGGGCGGCCUGCCGGGCCACAGGACGCCCUUCAAGGAGGACCUGCUCCGGCAGCGCGGGCCGGUGCCGGCCCCGGAGUACGAGGCGGUGCCCGGCGAUGAGCUUGACCAGCGGGUGCAGCACCUCGCCGUGCAGCUGCCGGGGCACCUCGGGGAGUGCCUGCGGAUCUGGCGCGUCGCGCGAGGUCGGCCGGCGGCAGCGCUCGGCACCGUCGCCGGUCCUGGCCACUCCCAUCUUGGGCCCAGGAUCGGCGGCUUCUCUUGCCGUCUUUCCCGGGCCAGGAGGCCGUCCAAACACCGAUCCUGGGCCCAGGAUCAACCUGGCCCGAAUCGGCGGUACGCUAUACAGUCAAAAUUUCGACUGAAGUAGCUGUCGUCGCCCCAAAAGGCGAGUACGAGAUAGGCGCAGACAGGGUGCGCUUAGAGUGGCGAUCACAGCAGGUGCCGAGCGGCCCACGCGUCCAAGAGGUGGCCAGCAGGGAGGUCUUCGUUGUCGGGGGAGGUGAGAAGGCCAGCGAGCCACUGCCGCUGUAUCUGCGACACACCGCAAGCGUUGCCUAUGACCUGCAGUUCGGUGGCCCGCUGGCCAAAGUGCCGCAGCGCAGCCGCUUGUCCUUCGCCGAGCAGGUUGGCAUUCCCCUGGCUGGCAGCGACGGCGAGGCGAAGUUCGCCGCGAUGGCGGUCGCCACAGAGCAAGCAAGACUGCGGGAGAAGGCGGCUGCCGAGUGGCAGAGGGCAGUCCGAAGCGAUGCAGCGUCUUCACUACCACAGCCGUACAGCCAUUGAAUACGGAUGCAAGUAAGCGGGUGUAGGCAAGCGCGAUGCAAUGUCCACAUUGCCACAGCCGUGCAGCCAUUCUGCGUAGGAAUUCGGGCAAUGGCACGAGCUUCGAACAGAGUUGCUAAGCUCCAUCGCUAGUGCCGCAGCUAGCAGGCUGAAAAUACACCGUCGAUGUCGCCGAUGUUGCAAGCGCAUUGGCCAGCACCGCUAAAGUCAGUCGGUCUCUCAGGCUAGUUUUUUCCUGAAUGGCCUUCCUCGUGUCGCCAUUUGUGUCCGACGCCGCUUUCGCUGGAGCUGUUUCGCUUGACGUCUGCCAUCGUUUGGCUUUACGUUCUCGCGCGCCACUUGAUCAUGGCCGUCUCUCAGAAACUCUUGAACAGGUGUCUGCGUCUUCGGUUUCCCGA
Messenger RNA from Prorocentrum cordatum, 1717 nucleotides. The record is from the annotation of a GenBank genome assembly. NCBI's taxonomy places the organism in Eukaryota, Dinophyceae, Prorocentrales, Prorocentraceae.